UUUCCCUUCUCUUUGUAGGUUCCUGCUUACGGAUUUUUUUCUGGGAAAAACGAACUUUCCAGUUUCACGAUGUCAACACCAAGAAAAUGCUUGAGUGGAAAAAUUGGUCCCUCAAUUCUUAAUUCUGACCUUUCUACACUGGCUUCAGAAUGUCAAAGAAUGCUAGAUAGUGGUGCAGAUUAUCUUCAUUUAGAUGUUAUGGAUGGUCAUUUUGUACCAAAUUUAACUUUUGGCCACCCAAUUGUUAAAUGUCUCAGACCCAAAAUGCCAAAUGCAAUGUUUGAAAUGCACAUGAUGGUAGAGCCUGCAGAAAGAUGGAUUGAAGAUAUGGCAGCCAGUGGAGCAAAUAUGUAUACAUUUCAUUUUGAAGCAACACAGGAUGUUCCUGGAUGUGUGAGGAAAAUAAAAGAGGCUGGCAUGAAGGCUGGAAUAAGUAUUAAACCUGGUACAAAAGUUGAGGUUUUGGAUCCAUUUAUUGACCUUGUAGACACAGUUUUGAUAAUGACAGUUGAACCAGGAUUUGGAGGUCAAAAGUUCAUGGCAGACAUGAUGCCUAAAAUAGAAUAUUUGAGAGAGCGUUUUAGUGAUUUAGAUAUAGGUGUAGAUGGUGGAGUUAGUCUGGAUACAAUUCAAAUGUGUGCAAAUGCAGGUGCUAAUAUGAUAGUUUCUGGCAGUGCAUUAAUGAAAAGUGAUAAUCCAAGAGAAGUAAUGCAAACUUUGAGGAACACAGUAGAGGAUUCAAUACAAAAAUCUCAACUUGAACGAUAAAAUUAGUAGCUAAGCCACUUUUAAUUUGAAAUUUGUUAUGUUCAUACUUAUGAUCUGAAAAACUAGAACAUGAUGAUGUCAUGAUGAAGCAUAAUUUUCACUUUAGCAUUGAAGUGUAUUGAGGAUCUAUAUAUCUAAUCACUAUUGAUAACAAAGUUAAUCCUCUAUAUUGAUUGAUUCUUUCAAUGAUGUAAAAAUAACAGAAAAAUAAUCGAAAAUAUUAGUUUUUAUAUAUUGUUUUGUUAUCUCAAUUGAAAUAAUGAACAGACAUUUCCAGAAAGCAUACAUGUAAUAUGAAAUGAUUCCUUUAAGAAUUCUUUCUGCCUACAGUAUUUUUACUUUUAUUUUGUAAGUUUAUUUCUGAAAAAAAAACUUGAAACAAAUCAUUUA
Molecule: messenger RNA, 1158 nt
Organism: Mytilus californianus (California mussel)
Lineage: Eukaryota; Metazoa; Mollusca; Bivalvia; Mytilida; Mytilidae
Product: ribulose-phosphate 3-epimerase-like
Exons: 2
Coding region: 70-768 (232 amino acids)
Biological process (GO): pentose-phosphate shunt; carbohydrate metabolic process; pentose-phosphate shunt, non-oxidative branch
Cellular component (GO): cytosol
Molecular function (GO): D-ribulose-phosphate 3-epimerase activity; metal ion binding
Source: RefSeq, a predicted model, not a curated record